UUGAAAAAUUCCAACCUUGGCCCUAGGCUAUUUCAUCAAACGCAAUCUUAAGUAAAAGCUUGCUUUUCACUUUUCAAAGGAAUUGGAGAGUGCCUCUGGAAGCUGCGCCAGGAGCUGCUUGGGCUUCUAAAGUGUCCAACGGAGAUUUAAUCAUCUAAGCUUUGAAAUAGGGUCGUGCGAAGAGGCCCAGAGUGAAACACUGAAAGAGGCCAGCAUCAGCAUGAGGACCCCAACAAGUCAAACUGGUGAGAUGAGCAAAACGGAAGGCAGCUUUCAAGGUUCGUUUCAAGCAGUUGGCUUGUGGGAAUCUGAGAGACGCUGCUGUCCAUGACAUGUUGGAGUUAUCAUGAUCAACUACUCAGUCUGGAUUUCACCCAGUGGCCAACAGAUCUGCAUGGUAGACAGCAAGGGUUGGAUUUUUAAGAAGAGUAAACCAGGCCCGUGACCAAGGCGUAGACUAAGAGGUGGAGUCAUGCUUCACCCGGCCAUAUCAUGUUGGCAGCCGUUCCUGGGUCUGGCUGUGGUGUUCAUCUUCAUGGGGUCCACCAUCGGCUGCCCUGCUCGCUGUGAGUGCUCCGCCCAGAACAAAUCUGUUAGCUGCCACAGGAGGCGACUGAUCGCCAUCCCAGAGGGCAUCCCCAUCGAGACCAAAAUCUUGGACCUCAGCAAGAACAGACUGAAAAGCGUCAACCCUGAAGAAUUCCUAUCAUAUCCUCUCCUCGAGGAGAUAGACCUGAGUGACAACAUCAUCGCCAAUGUGGAGCCAGGAGCGUUUAACAGUCUCUUCAACCUGCGUUCCCUCCGCCUGAAAGGCAAUCGCCUGAAGUUGGUCCCAUUGGGGGUAUUCACGGGGCUGUCCAACCUCACCAAGCUGGACAUCAGCGAGAAUAAGAUUGUCAUCUUACUGGACUACAUGUUCCAGGAUCUGCAUAACCUGAAGUCCCUGGAGGUGGGGGACAAUGAUCUGGUUUAUAUAUCACACAGGGCCUUCAGUGGGCUGCUUAGCUUGGAGCAGCUCACCCUGGAGAAGUGCAACCUCACCGCGGUACCAACAGAAGCCCUCUCCCACCUCCACAGCCUCGUGAGCCUGCAUCUGAAGCAUCUCAAUAUCAACACUAUGCCUGUGUAUGCCUUUAAAAGAUUGUUCCACCUGAAGCACCUGGAGAUUGACUAUUGGCCUUUACUGGAUAUGAUGCCUGCCAAUAGCCUGUAUGGUCUCAACCUCACCUCCCUCUCGAUCACCAAUACCAACCUGUCCACCGUGCCCUUCCUGGCCUUUAAACACCUGGUCUACCUGACCCACCUUAACCUCUCCUACAACCCCAUCAGCACCAUCGAAGCAGGGAUGUUCUCUGACCUGAUCCGCCUUCAGGAGCUUCACAUAGUGGGGGCCCAGCUCCGUACCAUUGAGCCACACUCCUUCCAAGGGCUCCGCUUCCUUCGCGUGCUCAAUGUGUCUCAGAACCUACUGGAAACUUUGGAAGAGAAUGCCUUCUCCUCCCCUAGGGCUUUGGAGGUCCUGAGCAUUAACAACAACCCCCUGGCCUGCGACUGCCGCCUCCUCUGGAUCCUGCAGCGGCACCCCACCCUGCAGUUUGGCGGCCAGCAGCCCAUGUGUGCUGGCCCAGACACCAUCCGUGAGCGGUCCUUCCAGGAUUUCCACAGCACUGCCCUCUCUUUUUACUUUACCUGCAAAAAACCCAAAAUCCGUGAGAAGAAGUUGCAGCACCUGCUAGUGGAGGAAGGGCAGAUGGUCCAGUUAGAAUGCAGUGCGGACGGGGACCCUCAGCCUGUGAUUUCCUGGGUGACGCCACGAAGGCGUUUUAUCACCGCCAAGUCCAAUGGCAGAGCUACCGUGUUGGGUGACGGCACCUUGGAAAUCCGCUUUGCCCAGGACCAAGACAGCGGGAUGUACGUUUGCAUUGCCAGCAACGCUGCUGGGAACGACACCUACACAGCCUCCCUGACUGUGAAAGGAUUCACUUCAGACCGCUUCCUUUAUGCCAACAGGACCCCUAUGUACAUGACCGACUCCAAUGACACCCUGUCCAAUGGCACCAACGCCAAUACCUUUUCCCUGGACCUGAAAACAAUACUGGUGUCUACAGCCAUGGGCUGUUUCACAUUCCUGGGUGUGGUUUUAUUUUGUUUUCUCCUCCUUUUUGUAUGGAGCCGAGGGAAAGGCAAGCACAAAAACAGCAUUGACCUUGAGUACGUGCCCCGAAAAAACAAUGGUGCUGUUGUGGAAGGGGAGGUGGCUGGACCCAGGCGGUUCAACAUGAAAAUGAUCUGAGGGUCUGCCACUCACACUUGUGUCUGUGUCCUUGUCCGUAACCAGCAGGACAACCUGGCGCAGUCAAUUACUAGGUUGAAAGGCAGCUGAGUGCAGCUGCCCCUGUGUCAGAGCAGGGUCUGUGGAAGCAGGAGGACUGCUUAACGGAGAUGCUCCACCUAGAGGCAGGCAGGCUGGUGUCAAGGCCCUUCACACAGUGGGAUACUAAUUGUUUGCAUUGCAAAUAUUGGCAUUCUGGGGAUCUCAGUAAGGAACCUGAACCUUGGCUCACGCUCCUGGACAGUUAUUCAACAUUUUCUACCACUGCA
Myotis davidii is the source of this 2601-nucleotide messenger RNA. It is a transcript of the gene LINGO2, whose product is annotated as leucine rich repeat and Ig domain containing 2. Gene Ontology annotation, molecular function: protein binding. The transcript has 6 exons. Lineage: Eukaryota; Metazoa; Chordata; Mammalia; Chiroptera; Vespertilionidae. The record is from RefSeq and is a predicted model, not a curated record. The coding region runs from base 473 to 2293 and encodes 606 amino acids.